Molecule: messenger RNA, 6050 nt
Organism: Sebastes umbrosus (honeycomb rockfish)
Lineage: Eukaryota; Metazoa; Chordata; Actinopteri; Perciformes; Sebastidae
Gene: lpin1
Product: lipin 1
Exons: 23
Coding region: 177-2975 (932 amino acids)
Biological process (GO): cellular response to insulin stimulus; fatty acid catabolic process; triglyceride biosynthetic process
Cellular component (GO): nucleus; mitochondrial outer membrane
Molecular function (GO): phosphatidate phosphatase activity; transcription coactivator activity
Source: RefSeq, a predicted model, not a curated record
CUCGAGCAGACAAGUCAAGAUCAGCUGUCAGAGAAGCGUUACAGAGACAAUGUGUGAUGUGCAGACUGACCGGUGACGGACUAUAAACGCUGCAGAGAGCACGUCUCGGUGGAAACAUUUUGCAUGGCGGAAGGAUUUCAGAGCGAAGAGCGACAUCAAUAAGUAAUAUACAGACCAUGAACUAUGUGGGUCAGUUGGCGGGCCAGGUGUUUGUGCAGGUCAAGGAGCUUUACAGGGGACUCAACCCUGCAACACUCUCUGGAUGUAUAGAUGUCAUCGUCGUCCAGCAGCCCGAUGGCUCCCUGCAGUGCUCCCCCUUCCACGUCCGCUUCGGCAAGAUGGGCGUGCUGCGUUCCCGUGAGAAAGUGGUGGACAUUGAAAUUAAUGGAGAGCCGGUGAGUUUGCAGAUGAAGCUGGGAGAGAAUGGAGAGGCCUUCUUCGUUGAAGAGACCGAGAACACAAUGGAAAUUGUUCCGUCCUACCUAGCAACGUCACCCAUCAUGUCAACGGGGGCAGAGUUGAUGGAGUCCGCGCUGGGCCGGGGCGGUUCUCGUCACCAUGACACCAUCCCCUGCGGCUCACUUCCCGUCCAGAGCCUGGGAGUGCAGCAAGGUGAUGGCGGGAUGAUGAAGAAGAGAAGGAAGAGGAGGAGGAAGGCACGGCCAGAGGCGGGCAGCGGAGGAGGAGGGAGGAGAGAGGAGAGCGGGGAAGAGUUCUCGGACGACCAGGACAUGUUUACUAUUGACAUGAGCUCGGAUGAGGAGAGAGAGUCUGACAGCAGACCUGUGUACGGUGAUCAGGGGUCUACAGCCAACACGCACACACACCCCAGCACUGACUGGAUCCGUCCACAGAGUCAUAUGAUCAAGGAGAUUCUCUCCAUCCCUUAUCCCUGUGGUCUGUCCAUCUCUUGUCCUCAGCAGGCUUCUCACCUCUCCUCUGUUAGCCACGAUGAUUCUAGGUCAUCAACGCCGAAGAGCGACUCAGAGCUAUCCAAUCAGAACAAAGACAACCCUGAGAUGUUGUGGACCUGGGGGGAGCUGCCACAGGCUGCCCAGCCGGCCUUCCUGACUUCCCUGCAGAAGCAGGACCAUGUCACAGCCGUCUCCAUCCCGGUGUCUGCCAGCACUCACUUCAGAGCCAUCAUUGACACUGGACCCCCCUCCCUCACUCUCUAUGCUCCCCAGCCAGGGGAGACCGAUGCUCAUGGUGGGGACAAGGACACUGAAGAAAGCAAAAAUGGAGCCGGGGUCGGACUAACCACUGGGGACAGGGCUGGAGGGAGAGAGGUGGAAAGCGUUGGGCCAUCAUGUGCAGAGAUGGAGGGUUUAACAGCCUGUUCAGUGUCUCCCAGGAUUCUCCUUGAUCAACUUGAAGAAGGCGGGAACAGAGGAAGUCCCAUCAGAAGAACUGAUUCACCAUCCAAGAGGAAAGAAAAGAGAAGCCAACACCUUGGUGCUGAUGGCGUAUACCUGGAUGACAUUACAGAGCUGGAGCCUGAAGUAGCUGCUCUCUACUUCCCUAAAAGUGACGGAGGCAGUAGCUCAAUGAGAGGGGACUCCGAGAUGAUGAUGAUGGGAGUGCGGAGCGCCAAUCAGUCCCCACAGUCAGUAGGCAGCAGCGGGAUGGACAGCGGCGUAGACAGUUUGUCUGACCACGUGGGGGACCUGCCUCAUGUUGCCAUCUCUUUGUGCGGAGGACUCACUGACAACACGGAGAUCACAAGAGAGCAGUUCCAGGAGAGGGCAAUUUCCUACCAGCAGUUCUCUGAAAGCCCUUCUAUUAUUGAUGACCCUAACCUGGUGGUCAGGAUAGGAAACAAGUACUACAACUGGAACACAGCCGCUCCUGUCAUGUUGGCCAUGCAGGUCUAUCAGAAACCACUGCCGCAGGCCUCAGUGGAGAACAUCAUGAAGGAGAAGAUGCCAAAGAAAGGCGGACGCUGGUGGUUCUCAUGGAGGAGCCGGAAUAGCGACUCCAAAUCAGAAUCAGUGACAGAUGCAGGAGGAGACAGUGGAGAGAGCUCACUCACCAUGCAGUCGGUGAACAGGAUGAAGGAUGAGUCAUCCUCUAGUGAUGAGGACCACAGAUCGUCCAAUCAGGCGUCAGGAUCCUGCCAGUCAGAGCUCCUUGUGAGUUCUGGCAACGUCUGUUAUAAGAAGACUCUUCGGCUCACCUCAGAGCAACUGGCUAGCCUGCAGCUGAAGGAGGGUCCUAAUGAGGUGGUGUUCAGUGUGACCACUCAGUAUCAGGGCACCUGUCGCUGCCAUGGCACAAUCUAUCUUUGGAGCUGGGAUGACAAGAUAAUCAUUUCCGAUAUAGAUGGAACAAUCACCAGGUCAGACACUCUGGGUCAUAUCCUCCCCACACUGGGUAAAGACUGGACUCACCAGGGUAUCGCACGGCUCUACCACAAAGUCAGCCAGAAUGGAUAUAAAUUCAUGUACUGCUCGGCGAGGGCCAUCGGCAUGGCUGAUAUGACGCGAGGCUACCUGCACUGGGUCAAUGAGAGAGGAACCAUGCUGCCAAUGGGUCCGGUGUUGCUCAGCCCCAGUAGUCUUUUUUCUGCCUUGCACAGGGAGGUGAUUGAGAAGAAACCAGAGAAGUUUAAGAUUGAGUGUCUCACAGACAUAAAGCAACUGUUCUACCCUAACACCGAACCUUUCUACGCUGCUUUUGGCAACAGAGCGACGGAUGUGUAUUCCUAUAAAGAGGUGGGUGUUCCUCUGAAUAGGAUUUUCACUGUCAAUCCCAAGGGGGAGCUGAUACAGGAGCACGCCAAAACCAAUAUCUCCUCCUUUGGCCGUCUGUGCGAUAUGGUCGACCAUGUCUUUCCUGUGCUAGCUCGAGAUGAGGGAGCAGACUUCCCCUGCUCUGACACUUAUGACCAGUGCGACUACUGGAGCAAACAACUUCCUGAUGGCACCAACCAGGAAGAAGAAGAAGAAGAGCCACAGCCACUUGAGACAAGCUGAGGAAACCCUAUCAAAUUUGGCACUGAGGAAGCCAGCAGCCCAGAUUCGGAGUGAAGGUGUUGAUUAUUUUAGAAUCAAAAACGUCAUCCAAGAACUGUACUGGAUGAAUGAAGGAAGCUCUGUGGCUCCUUCAAGGAUAAAAGACUUUACUUAAGAAAAGUAACUGUGACUACUGAUUGCAAGUAUAUGAAUGUGUUUUCAAUAUCCCACAUAAACAAUCCAUCUUGCCAUCAAUCAACAGUGAGAACACAAGCAGACUUACAAAUAAGACUGGAAAAAGGAGAAACAAAAAAUCCAUGAUGAGUUUCAACAGCUGCUUGGGAGUGAGGCUAACUGAUGGAUCUACCUGCAGAGACUCAUAUCACACAUUUGUAAGUGCACUGACUCACAGACACGCACAAACACAUACAUACAGUAUACUGUAAGUUGAACUUGUAAAGGCAUUCCAUAGACAAAGUAAAACAUUACAGAAUAAGUCAAUUAUCCCUCGCUGCAUGUUUUUCAGCUCCAUAUGAGUUUCAUUUAACUAGUUAGCAUUCUCUCCUUCAUCCCACACUACUCUUCAUUUGCACUGCUGGAUAGAAAAGCUGCCACACCAAACAAAUAGGCCUACUGUUAACAAGGUGAAAAUGAUUAUUAUUUUGCACCAAUAUGGUUUAUAUAGUCUGGUAUUAAUAUUGGGUCAUCCUUACUUGUACCACCUGAUAGCCAUUAUUUUUCAGAAUUCUAUGCAAAAAGAAAUGCCUAUCUUAAAAUAAUCAACUCCUAUGUAGACCUAAGCCCUCGGUGAAGCUUUUCAAAUCUCAAACCUGUGGUGCAUCACUCAUUUUUUAUCUUGUUUAGGUAAGAAUACUGGCUUUUUUACCCGUCACAUGUAAUAUAUUCACCAAAUAGUUAGAGACUCAGAAUCUUAGUUGAAGUUUUACCUGGUCUAAGUAUGUGGCUAUAGUAAUCUUUUCUGACCUCAGGUGCAAUAGAUACAGCACUACACAUCCAGAAACACCACAUAACAUUACAUUACAUUACAUUACAGUACAGUAAAAACACACAGAACAUGCAAAAAUAGCACAGAUAUUGCAUCUAGUCAUCUUUCUGUGCCAAACUCCUUUGCAGGUCUAGUUAAAUGUGUUUGGUCUUCUGACCGUGCUACUGUGAAAGAUGUGGCUCUGGCACAUUUUCUAACUUGUGUUCAGUAACAAUACACAAGAUAGAUGCAAUACAAUGCAAAUAACUUCAGUUUGUGUUCUUUCUGUCUGUUUUUAUACGUGCAAAUAAGUUAACACCAGUUAUAUCCUAGAAUGUAGUAUAUAAAUCACUCAGAGUAUGUUAUUAUAAUGACUAAUGCUCAUCAAUGCAAUUACUGUAGAAGCCCAUACAGGACUAUGGUCAUAUAUUUUCAGUUUUUUAAAAGCGUUACUGCACAGAUCAGUAUACUUUUAUGUACGGCGCUAAUCUGUCCUGUAAUGGAGAAUCAAAUGCAGUAUAUUCAAAUACUGUAAGGUUUUCUCUUCACAAUCAAAUCUAUUUUUUGUCAUUUGUACAUAUUUCUUUUUUUCAUUUGUUGUCAAGUGUUUAUGUUUUCAUCCAUUGAUCAAAUAAUAUCUACUGUACUGCAUUUAUGCGAGAUGGAUGUUUAUUUUUACCACAUGUCUAAUUUAAAAUAGGGGGAAACUACUGUAAAUACAAAAAUAACAUACAUUUUUGUGACCAUAUGAAGUGAACUUAAAAAAAAGCUCUGCUAAUCUUUUGAGAGAUGAUAUACUGUCUGAAGUGCUUUGUUACUGGUGCUCAUUCAAAUGCACUUGCAGCCAUUUAAUGCUUUGCUAUGAAUCUCUUUUUAAACCAGCCGCCUCCCGUUGCACUAAGAGAUGGCAGUUUCAGCAUGUGACCACUAAAGCAGUAUUUUUGGAAAGCCAAUAGAUGGAUAACUUGUCUCUUUCCUGAUGUAAUGUCAGCUGUUAAUCAUAUGACAUUUUGUUUCAUUUGUUGCCUCAUGGGCAUCAAGGUGGCUAUUUUACAUGACGUGCAAACAUUUUGCAACGUACAAAAGAGUACCAUCAACCCCCAUAAAACCUCCUCUGUUCAUGUUUAAAAAAAAGAGGAAUUGGCUAGUUGAAAGCAAUUUUGAAUGCCUAACAGCUUCAAGAAAAAAAAAAUGAUGUCGCUACUUCCCCCCGGAUUUUAAAUCAUCUGAAAAAAAAAAUGAAUUCUCAAAGAAAUUCAGCAGAUUUUAGUUAGAAUUUAACAUGGAUAUUUGUAGUCUGAUAUUAAUGUGUCCUAUAUUGAAAAAAAGUGAAAUCAAAAUGCCAGAAUACUGUUAACAAGCCCUCUGAUUGAUCAUGACUGAGUCUGUUAUACUGCUAUAUACUCUUUGUGCAUAGGAUAGAUAUGUCUGAUGCUGUAUUGUGACUGACUUUACCUAAAAGAAAAAUAAUGAGGAAUUAACCUUGAAUCUAAAACUGUUGAUCUUCACACGCCUUGGGGAGUCCAGUGUAAUUUGUGUAAGAGGAGAAGACGCAGAGGGUGCAUGCUGUUGUAAUGCUAAGAUGCAUAUUUACGUGGAUGUAAUGAUCAAUGUCUUGUCACCUGAUCUUUGUGGGGAAGUACUUUCACGUUGCUUUAGUAUUGUUUAUGUCAAACAUGCACAGACAUGUUAACUUGUAAUUAUUUAAGCCAAAAACACACUUUGAUCUGUGUGAGGACACUUAAUUUGAUACUCGAUAGAUCCAGUCUUGUAAUUAUACAGAUCUCCUAAUUGUAUGAUGAAACAUGGAAGUUAAAAGUCAGAGAUGAUUUCUCUUCUUAAGGAACACAAUGCUCUUCCCAGAUUUUUAAAGUAAAUCAUCUGUUUGAUGAUUAUCACCUGAUUCUUUCUGUGAAAGAAACUCUUGACCUUGCAGUCUGUCUCUGUGUUGACAUGGAUAUUGAGCCAGUUUGCUGUCCCGUGUAAAGAUAAUGUUAAGGGCACUGAAGCAGCCUACCGAGCAGUGUGCAGCGCAAGCUGUUGUUAACAACGUAGUUUGAAUAAAUCUGUAAAAUGGACACAUUUUUCAAUAAACUCAAAGGUGAUUGCUA